UGUUUUGGGGUGGUGGGGGUGGGAUUGAGAUUUUGUUUGGGGGUGUAAUGUAUGGGGAAGGCUACGCUGACGAAGCCAUUGAUCUUCCAAUCGAAGCUCCUCUGCUUCUCUCUGCUUUACCUCUUCACUACUCUCUUCUUAGCCCUCUACACUUCUCUCUCCCCUUCCUCCAAAUGCCUCUUCCGAUCUUCCCCCUUCGAUCCCAUCCAGACCCCUCUCUUCUCCUACCCUUCCUCCUACGGCCAGCACAAGUACGCCCUCCCCACCCACCGCGCCUCCUGCUCCUCCCCCGUCUUCUUCUCCGAUUACGCGGCGGUGCUCAAGGAGAUUAAUGGGCUGUGCCAGAAUUCUUCUUCUGCCUCAGCGUCGGGUCUGAGGUAUGUGCAGCAGGGGAAGAAAGCGGAUAGCUUCGGUGGAAAUCUCGGUACCCGGGAGAGGAUUUCGUAUUUCGAUCACGAGAAUCGUGAAGGGAUCGACGUCCCGUGCGGAUUCUUCAAGGAAUUCCCGAUUAGCGAGAGCGAUAAAAUGGCGAUGGAGAAAUGCGAUGGGGUCGUGGUGGUCUCGGCAAUAUUCAACAACCAUGAUAAAGUCCGGCAGCCCCGAGGCCUGGGGUCCCAAACCCUGGCCACCACGUGCUUCUUCAUGUUCGUGGACAACGUCACCUUAGAUGAUCUCUACCGCCACAGGCUAAUCCAGGCCCAGUCCCAGGAGCUCGGGAUCGGGGCGUGGAGGAUCGUAAGGGUCUUAAGCGACCGCCUAUACGAGAACCCCGCGAUGGACGGCGAGAUACCAAAGUACCUCGUCCACAGGCUGUUCCCGAGCUCAAAGUUCAGCAUCUGGAUCGACGCGAAGCUGCAGCUUGUCGUGGACCCACUGCUGCUGAUACACGCGCUGCUGGUGUCAGAGGGCGCUGACAUGGCAAUUUCGAAGCACCCGCUCUUCGUCCACACGAUGGAGGAGGCCAUGGCCACCGCGAGGUGGAAGAAGUGGCGGGACGUCGAGUCUCUGAGGGACCAGAUGGAGACGUACUGCGAGAACGGGCUGCAGCCCUGGUCUCCUAAGAAGCUUCCAUAUCCCUCAGAUGUACCGGACAGUGCCCUGAUCAUAAGGAGGCACGGCCUCAGGAGCAACCUCUUCUCUUGCCUGGUGUUCAACGAGCUAGAGGCGUUCAACCCGAGGGACCAGCUGGCCUUCGCCUUCGUGAGGGACUCAAUGAGGCCACAGCUGAGGAUCAACAUGUUCGACGUGGAGGUGUUCGAGCAGAUCACGGUGGAGCACCGGCACAACCUAAAACGCGGAAAAGGCGGGCCCACCUCCACCACGAGCAAGAGCGUGAGCAAUAAGGUGAUGAAAAGAGCAAGCUCACCUAACUCUUGCCUUUAUGUUAAUGGCAGCCGCUGGGGCAGGUGUGAGAAGUAUCUGUUGCAAAUGUGGGGCUAGUAGAAUUCGAUCACAACUGUACAAAAAAAUACAAAGAAUUCGAUGGUUUACAUAAAAAAAAAAAAGGAAUCAAGAAAAUACGUAUGUCAUUCGAUAUUCUGCUGAAAGUAAUUUCAUUUAAGUGUUUGAGAGAGCGUGAAUUGUUAUUAUUAAUGAUAUCAUUAGUUUGUAAAUCCCGUAGUUGAUUUUGUUCCUCGGAACGACAUGCUGUCGGGAGAGUUUAGAUUGGAAAAAGCUGACAACUCAAUCACAGGUUGUCAGAGCACCUUCUUUUGUGUUC
Punica granatum (pomegranate) is the source of this 1720-nucleotide messenger RNA. The record is from RefSeq and is a predicted model, not a curated record. NCBI's taxonomy places the organism in Eukaryota, Viridiplantae, Streptophyta, Magnoliopsida, Myrtales, Lythraceae.